AUGUCAGAAAACGGUCAAGAUUCCUCAAACACCCAUCAGGACUCCAUACUGUUGUCUUUGCUACAACGUAGCAUAAAAGCAAAGGAAUAUUCUCAUUCGCCGUAUAGUAAGUUUCGUGUUGGUGCAGCCUUGUUGACCGACACAGGAGAAAUCAUAGAUGGCUGUAAUGUGGAAAAUGCAAGUUAUGGUUUGUCGAUCUGUGCAGAGAGAACUGCUCUGGUCAAAGCUGUUAGUAUGGGGUUUAAAAAAUUCCCAGCGGUUGCCGUAAGUACUGAUAUGGAAGAGUUUAUCGCUCCUUGUGGAGCGUGCAGACAAUUUAUUUCUGAGUUCGGAUCAAGUUGUGACGUGUAUCUUGUGAAGUCGGAUUUAUCUUACAAGAAAAUCAAUAUUUCAGAGCUGUUACCAUUAGCAUUCACAUCUGCAGAGUUAGAGAGGGCAAGCAUAACAAAAUAA
This is a messenger RNA of Pocillopora verrucosa, 453 nucleotides long. Lineage: Eukaryota; Metazoa; Cnidaria; Anthozoa; Scleractinia; Pocilloporidae. The record is from RefSeq and is a predicted model, not a curated record.